Molecule: messenger RNA, 6121 nt
Organism: Porites lobata
Lineage: Eukaryota; Metazoa; Cnidaria; Anthozoa; Scleractinia; Poritidae
Source: the annotation of a GenBank genome assembly
CACCAAGCAGAUGCUUCAGUAUUAAAAUACGUUGCCAUCACCAAUCGUCCUUCUGUUGCGCUGUUAGUGUGAUACGGACGUUUACUGAGGAAGAAAGAUGAAUUCAUCUGAUGGUAAGGUUGAAUUCUACUCAUAGCCAAGCUUUCUCAUCAAUCAUCGGGCCUUUUAAUGUCAAUUCGUUUGUUUAAGUUCCUCGGUUGAACACAUUUAGGCAUUAACUUGCAAUAUCGAAAAUGUCUGCCGCCCAAACUUGAAUUCGCAGAGGAGAAGAUUACAACUUUUCGUGUAAUAGUUAAUUCAUAUGAGAUUUUUAAUGGAUUUUGAUUUAGGAUGUGAAGCCUGGUUUCGCGUGACGUUAAAUAAUAGAGACAGAGAGUGAGGCACAUGCUGUCACAGAUUUCCAUAAAUAUUUCAUACAUUUUACUAAGCUAUACCCUCUUUGCUUGAAAAUAUUGUCGUUUAAUUUACGACUUUUAUCGCAGUUCUGUUUGCUUUGUGUGUAAUGUAUAUCUUUCAUCUCGUCGUCUUUCAUCCCGCUUUAACGUUUCGGUGAAAGAAUAACUAGACUACGAGUAGUCCCCAUUUUUCUUCAGGGAUAGUAGAGCGAGCGAAACGCGAGCGCGCUUGAAGAUCACCCCACGCGAGAAAAGGCGACACGCGGCGGGGAGAAAUGCGAUUAAAACGCGCCCCCUUUCCCAAGUCGCGCGCGUCUUAUUUUCGCUUUGUUCGUUUUAAUACGUCCCCACUAUACUAUCUGAGAGCCUGGCACAGCUAGAAUUUGCACGGAAGGCAAAUUUGAAAAAUUUUGUUUGAUGUGCCAAAGAUAAAAUUUCUGCAAUGCCUGUUUCCCCGAUGAUAACGUUUUUAAAUCGGCAACCCCGUACAACACAAGGUUAUGUUUUCCUGCUCAGUUCUGACUCGAUCACGAUUUGCAGUAUAACUGAGUAUAAAAGGAACUUAUAAAGUUUUACCGGCUAUAUCCAGCGACUUCGGUGACUUAAGACCAGUAUGUAAGGCUGUAUCUUUAGUGUACACACCAUCGGUUAGUUCUGAUGUCAAGAAAGCCGAUUAGAAAAACCUACGGUAAAAUUAGGCCAAGGUUUAAAGACGUCUUUCUCUUUGAAACAUAAUUCUUGCUUAACAAUUUUUUUUAAUGAUUGUGAAAAUUGUUAGAUUAAUCUUUUAAAUCGUCAACGAUUUUCAUCUGUAAAUAAAUGCACGUUUUUAUAAAAGAAAUAGCUUUGCGGUAGAUUCCAAAGUUGAUAUUGAUCUAGCAAGGUUUCUCAGAUAACCUUAACAUGGUCUUUUCUUCAAAAAUUUAUCCUUCAAGAGUAAAAUUCUGAACACCAAUGCAAAGGGGAGUCAAUUUGUAUUUCUUCUCUCUAAUUAAGUACUUUUGAUCUGUGAGGAGCAAUUUAUGGAUUUACAGGUUCUUAAAGACACCUUAAACUCUUGAAAUUGGAUUAAGGGUUUUCUACAGUUCGAAACAUUUACAAGGUCGUCGUCAUUACGAAAACAAAAAUAUGCCCCACGCAAAUUAAUAACCGCCUGUCAGUGUAGUGUCUGUGAACUCAGAUAUGAUAAAGCAAAUUAUAUUAUAAUAGCCUUAUUAGAACGCCGUACGUGAUUCAUUUGGGCAAUACUGGGCUAUGCCGUUAAAAAAGAUAAAAAAUAAAUAAUUAAUUAAUAGUUAGUCGGAAAUAGGCUGCAACUGAAUGAAAUAAUCAUUGAAUACACUCUUUUUUUUUGAUAAGAAUAUAUUUUAUAAGAAUAGCGAGGCUGAAAUUUGCGAAAUUUUAAGAAUAGUUUAAGAAUAAACCCCAGGCUGAGCCGUUUGAAAAGGGUGUAAUUUUGAUGUGUUCAAAAAUUUAAAUACAGUACAAUUAUAUGUUUUCAACUUAUUCCAUUCUCUAAACGGCAAAACUUGCCAACAAAACGAAAAAACCUGCAAUUACUAUAAUCACCCCAUUAUAUUCUAAAACGGAAAUGUUAUAAUUAAGCUAUAAUUUAAGAAUGAUACAACAAUAUUUUCAGCCUAAAAUCGGCAGAAAAAUAAGAAUAUUCAACCUGGCUGGAGAAACAACGUUCUUAAACAAAAAAGAAAAAAAAGAGUGCAGAGACAAAACAUGGAGAUAUCUUCAAAAUCCAUCUUUUGGGUCCGUGAACAAAAUUCUAUAGUGUGACCAUUAUAUAAGAGUCUCAAUAGGGUUAACCCUCAGUCGUCAAACGGCCUAAGAUUUAACCGUCAACCGUUACAAACGGUUAUUUUUUACCGUCAACCGUCAAAAAUGUACAGUAAUAUUAACCGUCAACGGGUGAGGUAUUGAAAUCUCACUAUUUCAGCUGAUCUUCCAUGGCGGACUUCUGGCUCCAGAAGAAUCUUUGAAGUGGAAAAACCAUGGGCCAAGUUCUCAAAAAUAGGCUUUCUGAACAUUUCGACCCGGGUCGCGCAAGAGCGAUUUUUUUUAACUUCAAAUUUUUUUUUCCUUCGAAUUUUUUUAACUUCAAAAUUUUUGGCGAUAAAAUUUUUGGAGAAAAGAAAAAGGUUCCAAAUUUUAACACGGGUCGCAUUAUACGAAAUUUGCAUUUUCCAAAACUCCAAUGACUGACAUAUAUCAAGACAUACAAGGAUACGUGAUGCUUUCAAGUAUGUAAUGCAAAAGUAGGAAUAGAUGGCUGCCACUGAUCAAUUAUUUUAUUUUAUUCGUGGUGACAGCUUAUUAUCAUGGUUACCUUUUAUUGAAAUAACUAUGAAAAAAAUUUCUCUGGUAGAUUUUUAUAGAUUCUUAGCAACAAGCAAAAUUAUAUUCACAGCUGUAUGUAAAACAAGUUCCUGUUUAUUUUGUUUUCAAUUUUGUCUAUUUUCUGGUACAAGCAUAAAUUGGGAAACUCAUGUCAACUGAGCCAAUCAGAUUCCAUCAUUUCUUGCCUGAUACUCGUGAUAAACGAAUAUAUGAUCUCAACAAAUGUUAUCUUGGAUUCAUGUCGUUGGUGAUAAAUUUCCGUUACCUUUCGUUCACAUUGGUUUGAGUCCAAUUGCUUAUCUCUAUUUUUGACCCAAUAACCAGGUUACAAUUAAUUCAUUACGUGUCGUGCAGGGUUUCAAAAUGUUUUUAAACAUGUAAGAGACUGGAGACUAACUUAGUGGGGCAGGAACGCGUGACGAACCCCUAAGAAUGUCUGCGUGGGAGGCUAAUGAGAUAAACUAAGGACCAAGUCGUGCUACUGCCGUGUAGCACGGCAAGCCUUGCCGUGCUACACGGCAGUACAGCUCGACUUGGUUUCAAACCUCGUGCUACCGCCGUGCCGAACUCAAUUUAUAAAUUAUAAAUACAUUAGAAUAUACUUAAAAGUUUGUUAAACCGUUUCUUUAUUUUUGUGUUUUGUUUUUUGCAACAGCCGUGCCAUUCGACUGUCGUUGUGUGAAUUAAAUUCGACGUCUGAAACCAAGUCGUGCUAGUGUCGUCGUGCUGCAGUGGAGCUACAGUCGAGCCAGCUUAGCAGGGCAGUAGCACGACGUUUGAAACAGGCCUUAGGCGGUUUUUCUUGUUUCUAAUGACUUCUUUAGUUUUAAUUAUGCACAGACUCGACUUUUGUAGACUUGUUUGAGGCCUUUUGCAGUUAAUUUUCAGUUGUUACCUCUUAUGAUCUGUCGCCCUUAAACUUUGCAAUUGGCCAAAGCUAAUUAUUACUAAAUGUAGCCUUUUCUACUUGGACUCCAAUGGGAUCUGCUGUUUUGUGUCAAUUUACCACCAUUAUGCGGUUUUUGAAUUAUCACGAACUUUGCAAUAUGUAGAAAUAGGUGUCAUACACAUUUAUUAUUAAUGAUCAAAUCGCUCGACUGAACAACCUGAGUUUGUUGUAAAGGCUUAUAAUUCACCUUUUGCCAUAUUUGUACCGUAUAUUAAACUUUAUAAUACACUGUUUAUAUAACGAAUUUAAAACAUCUUGGAUUAGUUAAUGAAACUUUUCCCUCGCUUGAUUUACCGACUCUGGUCACGUGCCAUUGAUAAAAAUUUGUUUUGUUUAAUUGAGUCUGUUCUGUUUUUGUUCUGGAAUGAGUUCAAGUGCCGUGCAUGCAUUAUUUUUAUUCAAUUCCUGAAUGACGGCGACGUGAAAAGGGACGUCUGUCGGUAAAACAGUCAGUCCCUGAGUCUUUUGUACAAAUUAUCAUCACCUUGUCUACGGUCAAUCAUGAAUUUUUCCUAUGGCAAGUAGUUCACCUUUUAAAAAUAGGUUAUUUGAUCAACUGUUUCGGACAAUGAAAUGACACGACAUUAGCAAAUGGUUCAGUGCAAGCUAAAACUGACGUCGUAGCGUAAGGACUUACCUACUGUUUCGCGCUUUUCUGAUUUGAAAUCUGCUUAUGAAGGAGAGUAAUACAGAAUUCGCCUCUACUUAAUCCUAGGCUCUCUGUUGUGAGGUUAUUUUCCAUCAAAUUAACGGAAAGCUCAAAAAUAUACUUUUCACUAUUUUGACGCAUGCAACCACGUCACUUUGUUAGUUUUAAUUCCAUGUGGGGACUUUUCUAUCUAUCUAAUCAGUCGCCCGUUUUGUUUUACUCCUGUCGAAAACCCAAGAUGGCGGAUCUAAUUGGCGGCUGAAUCAUGAUGUAACUUACGGUCCUGUGCACAAUUUCGUUAGAACACCAAAAAGACACGUAUGAGGGCCGUACGCCUCAAGAAAAACGCGUGAGGCCCUGAGUGCGAAACGAGGAAAAUGCUGCCAUGAACGCGUUUUUGCUUCGUCAGAAAAUUUCAAAAACAUAACGGUCAUCUGAUAAAAUGCUUAUUGACUGAGUUAGGUCGGGCCGGACGGGAACAUUAAUAAUUCUCUAUUGUUAAACAGAUAAUACAACUGUGGCGUCUUCUACCAGCCUAUCAACUUCACACACCGUGAUCAUCACAGUGCUGUACUCUCUGUCACUCAUUGGGGCCGUGACAGGAAAUUUGCUGUUAAUUUUUAUCAUCAUUAAAAGGCGUGAGACAAGGACGUUAACUGGCUUCCUGUUCGUCAACAUGGCUGUUGCUGACCUCAUAGUGGCGAUUUUUGUCCUGCCUGCUACUAUGUCAACUCCUUAUACCGGAUCAAAGUGGUUGACUGGUCUCUUUGGAGACAUCACAUGCAGAGGAGUUUAUUUUGUCUUUCAUGUUACCAUUUCUGCGUCUAUUUUGAGUUUGAUAUUUAUGGCGAUAGAUCGCUACUUGACCGUGCUAUUUCCUUUGCGAAAUUUCACCACAUUUCGACGUCCCAAACUCCUAACUCUUGUCAUUUGGCUGGUGUCUGCGAUAGUCAUGGUCCCGGUAGCCGUUAUGUGGACCGUGAAUCAACAUGGAAAUUGUGCAGCAGAGUUUACCGUGUUUGGAACUGACGAAAUGCAGGGUAUGCGUGGAUACUACCUAUACCUUUUCCUGUUGUUCUACCUAACCCCACUCUCUGUGAUAUCUGUGCUUUAUGGCCGUGUUUGCUUCAAAUUGUGGCGCCGACAGAUGCCUGGAUUGGUAACUUCAGAAACCGAGCGACGCAGAGGGGCAACAAAACGAAAAGUGGUGCGCACUCUUAUCAUAAUCACCGCUGUCUUCGCUGUUUGCUGGCUCCCAACUCAAGCAUAUCAUCUCAUUCUUGGAUUUGACUACGGACUUCAUGAACAGUUGCCUCAAAUUGUAAUGUACAUGUGUUUUUGGCUUGGGCAUACCAAUAGCGCCUUUAACCCAUGGCUUUACAUGCUUUUAACUGAUAAAUUCCGCAGGGUCCUGCGAGAUUUCAUUCAUUGUAAAUUUUCCAGUUUGGGUCUCAGGCCAGAGACGUCGGUAAAGUACACCCAGAAUACUUCUGUCAGGGAUAACAGCCAUGUGAAACGACCUCCUUCAACGACUCGUCUGCGUGGAAAUGGCCUGCUUAAAGCCAGCGACGAGGAGGAAACUCCCAUAUGAUCUGACAAGGCUAGCUCCGAUCAUGUGAGCAUUUCAUCAUUUCAUCCUGCUUAUAAAAAUCUGUUUCAUGGGAUACUUUUGCAUUGGGGUGUUUCACUUCUCUUUUGUAAAAGAAAUAUAAUACGAAUCAACCUGAGUGAGAGUUAAAGAGCGCUACAAUAUCAGAUCAGAUCGAGGUUCUCAGUGGU